This is a messenger RNA of Bufo gargarizans (Asiatic toad), 4264 nucleotides long. It is a transcript of the gene GATA4, whose product is annotated as GATA binding protein 4. Lineage: Eukaryota; Metazoa; Chordata; Amphibia; Anura; Bufonidae. The record is from RefSeq and is a predicted model, not a curated record. Gene Ontology annotation, molecular function: RNA polymerase II cis-regulatory region sequence-specific DNA binding; zinc ion binding; DNA-binding transcription factor activity, RNA polymerase II-specific. Gene Ontology annotation, cellular component: nucleus. The transcript has 6 exons. Gene Ontology annotation, biological process: positive regulation of transcription by RNA polymerase II; cell fate commitment; negative regulation of transcription by RNA polymerase II. The coding region runs from base 366 to 1535 and encodes 389 amino acids.
UCUAUUUUAAUGUUAUCAAAUUCCAAGGGAAAGAGCUCAGGGCUGGGAGUUUGCUUUCUCAACUUCCAUAUGUUGCCACUCAGGAGCAAGCAGACCCCAGCACCGUGUGAAUAUUUGUCCCCGCAGUCAAAGGUGUGAGGUAUAAAUACCCCACCAGGGGAGGGGUCUCCUCACAAUAAACUUGGACACAGAAGAUAGAGGAUGAAGGGGAUGGCUCUGCAAGGAUAUAACCUUCUGCAUUGGUGAUUGGACUUAUCUUUGAGGCCUUCAGAGGAGCAGAAGAUCUAGACUAGAAAUUGAGGUGGACACAUCUUGGAUCAAGGGGCUCAGAGAACAUCUUUAGGAAUUUGGAACCAUCUUGAAGGAUGUACCAAAGUCUUGCAAUGGGUGCUAAUCAUGGACCCCCAUCAUAUGAAGGGGCUGGGGGCUUCAUGCACAGUGCUGCUGCUACCUCUCCUGUCUAUGUCCCAACCACCAGGGUGUCCUCCAUGAUCCCCAGCCUUCCUUAUCUCCAAUCCAGUGGUCACGCUCAGCAAGGGAGUCCAGUGUCAGGCCAUAACAUGUGGGCACAGGCAGGUGCAGAGAGCUCAGCUUACAACCCUACCACCCCUCACCAGCCUGUGUCACCUCGCUUUGCCUUCUCUUCUAGCCCCCCUAUCACUGCAGCCUCUUCCAGAGAAGUCUCCUACAGCAGCCCCCUGGCCAUCACCAGCAAUGGAAGAGAGCAAUAUGGCAGAGGCCAUCUCAGUGCCACCUACUCUAGCCCCUACCCUGCCUAUGUCACCCAGGACAUGGGUGCUGCCUGGACUACUUCUCCAUUCGACAGCUCCAUGCUGCACAACCUGCAGAACAGGGGGGGACCCGGAACCCCAAGACACCCCAACAUAGAAUUUUUCGAUGAUUUCUCAGAAGGCCGAGAAUGUGUCAACUGUGGAGCAAUGUCUACCCCUCUUUGGAGGAGGGAUGGUACAGGCCACUACCUAUGCAAUGCAUGUGGGCUGUAUCAUAAGAUGAAUGGUAUCAACCGCCCGCUGAUCAAGCCCCAACGAAGGCUGUCCGCUUCCCGCCGUGUUGGCCUCUCCUGUGCCAACUGCCAUACAACCACUACAACCUUGUGGCGUCGAAACGCAGAGGGAGAGCCUGUAUGUAACGCCUGUGGACUAUAUAUGAAGUUGCAUGGUGUUCCUAGACCUCUAGCAAUGAAGAAGGAGGGCAUCCAGACAAGGAAACGAAAACCAAAGAAUCUGAGCAAGUCUAAAACUCCAGCAGGACCAAACGGCACUGAGAACCCCACUCCAUCUACUACCACUACAGAAGACAUGCGCCCCAUAAAAAUUGAACCCGGACUGUCGCCUCCUUAUGGACAUUCAGCAAUAUCUCAGGCAUCAGCUUUAUCCACUAUCACAAGUCAUGCGUCAUCUAUUCAUUCGAUGAUGGGUCUCAAGCUAUCUCCUCAAUCUUUUCACUCUUCAGUCAACACAUCUCCUCAAGCCAGCUCCAAAAAUGACUCCUGGAAUAGCUUGGUCUUAGCUUAAUUCAACUCUCCCUCUGGCCUUCAGCACCUCCAGUCAUGGCUUGAACAUUCGGUUUAUCAUCCAAAGGAUUUGGUCAUUGUACAUCAUAAUAAAAAACUGCCAGAGGAGAUGUCGCUGAAAAAUAAAAAAGUAAAAAAUUCUGGGCUCUCGAGAGUGAGAGAGUUUCAGCUACUUUAGAAUUGAAAGGAACUUCUAGCAAAGUAAUUUAAUGUUUAUUCUUAUAGCAAAAGACUUUUAUACAUUGGACGGUAUUUAAUGUGAAUGGACAGAAAAGCUGCUGGAGAAAAAUCAAUGUUUCUCCGUACCAAAAUCAUGCUUGCCAGAAACCGUUUAAAAAACGACAGCAAAUUUUGAAGGGGUGGGGGGGGACAUUGUACAUUAAGGAGCAACACUGGAAGUGUCUGGAAAUCUUUCAGCUUCAUUUGCAUUUAUCGUUAUUGUUGUGGAAAUCAGUGCUAAUGAAAUUCAAAAUAAGAAAAGGACAUUUUGUUCUUCAUCAAGAAGGGGGUGCUCCCAAACGCUACCACUGCUGUAAGCCUUUUUUUAACCAGUUCCGAGGUAAAUCGGUUACUUGUUCUUACGUUUAUCCAAGCAAAUGGCAGAAUUGGUUCCAUUUUAGUCUCUCCCUUUCCAGUGGGUUCUUAAGUAGUUAUGGUGCACGUCUUAUUAACAUGAAAAUUUGCGCAAAUUUAAGAACUUUGUAAUAAAUCCAUAAGUGUUGGUGUUUCCUUAUCCAUGCAGGAAGCCACCAAUUACCCUGUAAAAAUCAGAUCCACACAGUGAAGUUUGGAAAAAAAAAGUGUUAUUUAAGCUUCGUCAAUCUGUAGUUUUGUAAAAUGCUGAGUAAAAUGAAGCUAGAAUUAUAUUCUGCAGUUUAUUUAAAUAUGACUUUUGCAUACAUUUCAUCACAUCGACUGUUAUGAUGCCCUGUUUUGAGGGUAGUUGACUGCUCAUUCGAAGAUCAUCCCAGUCAUAAUCUGAGCAAAUAACCACACUCCAUUCAGGUUGGAAAAAAUGGAUGGAAUUGCUUGCAGCUUGUAUAUUAAGUGGUGGGAAUAACUUUUUGGAAGAAAAGAUCAAUUUCUCAUAGAAUUUUGCUUAGUCCACACCAAGGUGGCUGCCUCUAAUUCUUGUGGAUAUCAGAUACGGAACAUGUUUGGUUCCUUUGUACACUUGAUGGCUUGUCUUUUUACAAAGAGAAACAGUCACAACAGACUCUGUCGUAUGGGAAAGUUCAUGGCCAGUGUCAGUACCAGGUACAUCUAGCCAAAUGCAAGGAUGCAAUGGAUUUGAGGGACCCACGGUAAUGUAAAUAGAUGGGAAGACAGAGGGCAAUGAGUUUUUCUGUUAGAGAGUUUGACACUUUUGAAGACAGAAUGGACAUAAGACUUCUUUAUCUUUGGAUCUUUUCUACUUAAAUUACAACAAUCGUGACCAUUCUUUCAGAAGUCAACAUGAUCAACCAUUUGUGAUGCCAAUGGCAGAUAGUUUUAGCCAAAAUGUGAUCUCUCAGGUUGAAUUCCACUAGUUUUUAGCUCCUAGUAUUUAGACUCCCAUGUUGAUGGUCCGAUCAUGUGUACAGGUGAUUAAUUAGCCACUCUCUAUAAGAUCAUGAUCUUAUUCGAAUAGCCAGGUGUAGGCAUAUAGGAAACCUCCUUGCAUGCUUGCCAUUUUUCCUGCCAAGGUCCUGCCCUGAAUCUUUUUCCAUACAACCAACCAGAAAUGCGGAAAGGAGAGGUCAUCUCAAAUAAGGGUCAAUAUGUGCAUAAUAUAGAGGGAAAUGAAAAUCAGCCACAGAAAAAUCUGGUCUAAAUGAGGUGUGGUGUUCUCAAGAAGUGUUCUUUUGAUGAGGUUUAACCAACGUCUUACUGAACUGACAAAAGAUACAUAGAAGGUUCCCAUUCCAAAAUGUAAAACUCAAGAUUCUGAGAUAUCUGCAGAGACAUUUCUACAUAUAGUAAAGUUCUUUGCCCAUGACAAUUAUCUUUAAAGUUUCAUAGCACUCCAGAAAUAAAUUUUGCCUUUAAAAAAUAUCUGUUGUUUUACAUAUAUACAGCAAGAAUUCUCAAAAAAAUAAUUAGCUUUUCACCUCAGCUCUAAGCACUGGGUAGACAGAGUCCCACCAAUAUGGCAGCCUGAGGAAUGUAGUCACUAGUGAAGGCAGCCCUUUCGGGUCUUAAUCUGUAUAUACAAAAAUUUUGCUAGCAAAUUAUCAGAUUUUCUUAGAAUCAUGUCAACAGCUCCUUUUUGAAUUUUCCAUAGUCAUGGCUCUCUGCAGACAACCAUCGUGUGGAAUAAUCAGCUAUGAAAGGAGACAGGGAAUAAUGACUGGCUAUGUGCUUUUUGUUGUCUCUCCAUGCCCUGACAUUAUUGUGAUUGGACAGGAAGUCAUAAAAAGAAUGUCCAGGUUUCGAGGGUAAUGAAUAAUAGCGACUUCUGUCAUAACUUCCACCAUCUUCUAAACAUGCAAUUGCAAAUCAAUGUACAUGAUUGAUGAGAAUGUAUGUCAUAAAGGUAACUUAAAUUCAAUGACUUAAGGGUUUCUGAUGAUGAUAAAUGUUUUUCUUAUUAUUGAACUUGUGAAACUAAAAGUUUUACUCUUCCUUUAUUGAGUUGAUUUAUAAAGCGACAAAAGGCAUAAAACACCAACACACAGGUAAAACGUUCCAACAUGAAGUGGUCGCAAACUACUUCUAACAACCAUCCAAAAUUCAGAAAAUAAAACAGAC